AUGACAGUGACCAUUGUAAAACCAAACCCUGAUGAGAUGUUCAAUACUACUAAAAGUUUUCUUCUAAUAGAAAUACAUUAUACUAGAUCUCUUCAGAUCUUCAUUUUCUCACUACUUCUAGUCUCCUACUUGAUCACUUUGGCUGGAAAUAUUCUCAUAGUCGCUCUAGCAUUAAAUUGUCCAAGUCUCCACACUCCCAUGUACUUCUUUGUGUCCAACCUGUCCAUUGUAGAAAUAUGUGUCACUACAACAAUCACACCAAAAUUUCUGUCCAUUGUUGGAUUUGGCAACCGUGUAAUCUCCUAUUGGGGUUGUUUUUUCCAAUGUUAUUUCUAUUUUGUAUUAGGUUCUAUUGAUUUCUUCCUUUUAGCAGUUAUGUCUUUUGAUAGGUAUGUGGCAAUAUGUCAACCUUUACAUUAUGUUACUGUGAUGAACCAUAGAGUAAUCCUGUACCUUGCUGCAGGUUCUUGGUUGUGUGGCUUUGCAGAUACUUUACCAACUACUAUUCUUACCUCUAACCUACCAUUUUGUGGUUCUAAUGUUAUUCAGCAUUUUUUUUGUGACAUUGAUCCAUUUCUAAAGCUUGUCUGUCAAGACACUAGCCUAAUUGAUCUUCUAAAUCUCAUAGCUUCUUCAUUUACUAUUCUUGGAUCCCUUCUCUGUAUCACAGUGUCAUAUACAUUUAUUAUCUUAGCCAUUUGUAAAAUACGGUCAGGUGGGCAGCGAUGGAAGACUUUUUCCACCUGUUCUUCCCACCUUAUCCUUGUUUUAAUAUUCUAUUCAGGCUCUAUUUUCAUGUGUUUGCGUUUCAUUAGCGGAUCUACUGUAGAAUUCAACAAAAUUGCAGUAGUCCUGAACACUAUUAUAACACCAAUGUUGAACCCUUUUAUCUAUACAUUGAGAAACAACCAAGUAGAACAUGCCAUACGAGGAGUUUGUGGAUGA
Bufo gargarizans (Asiatic toad) is the source of this 945-nucleotide messenger RNA. RefSeq names its product olfactory receptor 6C4-like. Gene Ontology annotation, cellular component: membrane. The record is from RefSeq and is a predicted model, not a curated record. The transcript has a single exon. Gene Ontology annotation, biological process: G protein-coupled receptor signaling pathway. Lineage: Eukaryota; Metazoa; Chordata; Amphibia; Anura; Bufonidae. Bases 1 to 945 code for a protein of 314 amino acids. Gene Ontology annotation, molecular function: olfactory receptor activity; G protein-coupled receptor activity.